AUGCUUUGCCGCCUGCACUUCAUGCCGCCUGCAUCCAGCUCGCUGUUCCCAUGGCUGGGACCCGUCCGUACCCUUUGGCCGCAUCCAGGCACCCUCUUUGCCGAGCUGGAGCGAGAGCUGCGACUGGAGAUGGAGAGGGCUCGGGAGUUCAUGAGCAGCUUCGAGCAGUUCCUGAGCAGCGGGACAGGCCCCGGCCGGAUCGGCAUUGCCGCAGAGUGGCAGCCUUGGCAGGAGGAGGUGCAUGGGCCUCUGCGUGACCGCCUCUCUUGUCCCUCCUCCCAGGCAAAUGACGCCUGCAAGUGCAACGGCUGGAAGAACCCCAACCCUCCCACCGCCCCCCGCAUGGACCUGCAGCAGCCAGUGACCAACCUGAGCGAGCCCUGCCGGAGCUGCGGCCAUGCACUGGCCGACCACGUGUCCCACCUGGAGAAUGUCUCGGAGGAAGAGAUCAACCGGCUGCUGGGUAUGGUGGUGGACGUAGAAAACCUCUUCAUGUCGGUGCACAAGGAGGAGGACACGGACACCAAGCAGGUGUAUUUCUACCUGUUCAAGCUCCUGCGGAAGUGCAUCCUGCAGAUGAGCCAGCCUGUGGUCGAGGGGUCCCUGGGGAGCCCCCCCUUUGAGAAACCAAACAUUGAGCAGGGAGUCUUGAACUUCGUCCAGUACAAGUUCAGCCACUUGCCACCCAAGGAGCGGCAGACCAUGUAUGAGCUCUCCAAGAUGUUCCUGCUCUGCCUCAACUACUGGAAGCUGGAGACGCCGUCCCAGUUCCGGCAGCGCUCCCAGAAUGAUGAUGUGGCCACCUACAAGGUCAACUACACGAGGUGGCUGUGCUACUGCCAUGUGCCACAGAGCUGCGACAGCCUUCCCCGCUACGAGACCACCCACGUCUUCGGGCGCAGCCUCCUCAAGUCCAUCUUCACCGUCACCCGUCGGCAGCUGCUGGAGAAGUUCCGAGUGGAGAAGGACAAGCUGGUGCCAGAGAAGCGGACGCUGAUCCUCACCCACUUCCCCAAGUUCCUGUCCAUGCUGGAGGAGGAGAUCUACGGCGAGAAUUCUCCCAUCUGGGAGGCUGAUUUCACCGUGCCGGCCGCAGAGGGUGCCCAGCUGGUGUCUCGCCCAGCCACGGUCAGCACCGUUGCUGUGCCCACCACGCCACUCUUCAGCAAGAAGCUCAGCAACAGCAGCUCUGCUGCGAGCAUGGAUGCCAGCACCCCAGAGCCCCUGCCAGGGGAGAAGCGGAAGCUGCCCGAGAGCCUGACGCUGGAAGAUGCCAAGCGGAUCCGUGUCAUGGGAGACAUCCCCAUGGAGCUGGUGAACGAGGUCAUGCUGACCAUCACGGACCCCGCUGCCAUGCUGGGCCCCGAGACCAGCCUGCUGUCGGCAAACGCGGCACGGGACGAGACGGCCCGGCUGGAGGAGCGCCGUGGCAUCAUCGAGUUCCACGUCAUCGGCAACUCGCUCUCGCAGAAGUCUAACAAAAAGAUCCUGAUGUGGCUGGUGGGCUUGCAGAACGUCUUCUCGCACCAGCUGCCCCGCAUGCCCAAGGAGUACAUCACUCGCCUCGUCUUCGACCCGAAGCACAAGACCCUGGCACUGAUCAAGGACGGCCGAGUGAUCGGGGGGAUCUGCUUCCGCAUGUUCCCCACCCAGGGCUUCACAGAGAUAGUCUUCUGCGCUGUCACGUCCAACGAGCAAGUGAAGGGCUACGGGACGCACCUGAUGAACCACCUGAAGGAGUACCACAUCAAGCACAACAUCCUCUACUUUCUCACCUACGCGGACGAGUACGCCAUUGGCUACUUCAAGAAGCAGGGCUUUUCCAAGGACAUCAAGGUCCCCAAGAGCCGCUACCUGGGCUACAUCAAGGACUAUGAGGGGGCAACCCUGAUGGAGUGCGAGCUGAACCCCCGCAUCCCCUACACUGAGCUUCAAGACGCAGAGGGAAUCAUCAAGAAGCUGAUUGAGAGGAAGCAAGCGCAGAUCCGCAAGGUCUACCCUGGCCUGACCUGCUUCAAGGAGGGCGUGCGGCAGAUCCCCAUCGAGAGCGUCCCUGGCAUCCGAGAAACAGGAUGGAAACCGCUGGGGAAGGAGAAGGGAAAAGAGCUGAAGGAUCCAGACCAGCUCUACAACACCCUGAAGAACCUCCUGGCCCAGAUCAAGACCCACCCCAGCGCAUGGCCCUUCAUGGAGCCGGUGAAGAAGUCAGAGGCACCGGACUACUAUGAAAUCAUCCGCUUCCCUAUUGACCUCAAGACCAUGACCGAGCGCCUGAAGAACCGCUACUACGUCACCAAGAAGCUGUUCAUCGCCGACCUGCAGCGCAUCAUCACCAACUGCCGCGAGUACAACCCCCCCGACAGCGACUACUGCAAGUGUGCCAACACCCUGGAGAAGUUCUUCUACUUCAAGCUCAAGGAGGGGGGGCUUAUUGAUAAGUAGGGGAGCUGGCCUGGAUCCGCCUUGGCCACUGGCAUCCCCCUGGGAGGGGCAGGGCUCCCCAUGGGACCUGGCCCCCCUCCGUGGGCAGGGGCUGCU
Molecule: messenger RNA, 2538 nt
Organism: Egretta garzetta (little egret)
Lineage: Eukaryota; Metazoa; Chordata; Aves; Pelecaniformes; Ardeidae
Gene: KAT2A
Product: lysine acetyltransferase 2A
Exons: 18
Coding region: 1-2442 (813 amino acids)
Biological process (GO): chromatin remodeling; positive regulation of transcription by RNA polymerase II
Cellular component (GO): nucleus; histone acetyltransferase complex
Molecular function (GO): protein binding; histone H3 acetyltransferase activity
Source: RefSeq, a predicted model, not a curated record